Carassius carassius (crucian carp) is the source of this 1961-nucleotide messenger RNA. Its product is annotated as hypermethylated in cancer 2 protein-like. NCBI's taxonomy places the organism in Eukaryota, Metazoa, Chordata, Actinopteri, Cypriniformes, Cyprinidae. Gene Ontology annotation, cellular component: nucleus. Gene Ontology annotation, biological process: regulation of transcription by RNA polymerase II. Gene Ontology annotation, molecular function: DNA-binding transcription factor activity, RNA polymerase II-specific; RNA polymerase II cis-regulatory region sequence-specific DNA binding; protein binding. The transcript has a single exon. The record is from RefSeq and is a predicted model, not a curated record. The coding region runs from base 30 to 1715 and encodes 561 amino acids.
UUCAUUAGGUGAAGAAAAAGAAGUUGGAAAUGGAAUUGCCAAAUCAUGCCAAACAAUUGCUGCUGCAGCUAAACCAACAAAGAGCCAAAGGUUAUCUGUGUGAUGUGAUCAUAGUAGUAGAAAAUGCCCUUUUUAGGGCCCACAAGAAUAUCCUGGCAGCCAGCAGUAUCUAUUUCAAAUCCCUUAUCCUUCAUGACAACUUGAUUAACCUUGACACAGACAUGGUCAACCCGUCGGUUUUCCGGCAGGUACUGGACUUCAUUUAUACUGGCAAGCUUUUAUCGUCUGAUCAGUUCAGUGGCCACAAUUUUAGUGCCCUUCUAACGGCAGCAAGCUACCUCCAACUUCAUGACCUGGCUGCUCUCUGCAGGAAGAAACUCAAGCGUAAUGGGAGAUCCCUUCUUAAUAAACCAGCCACACCUACCAAUGGAAGAACGUCUAGGAACCAAAGGCUGUCCUCUACACCUGUAACUCCAAACCAAAUGUCAGGGUUAAAAGACAGUGAGAAGACAAAUAGGCAUGAGGAGCUACUCAAAGAAGACUUGUCUGAUGACGAGAUGUUUGUGAAAAACACCCACUGUACAACCUCAGCAAAUUCGCUCAGUCCCUCAAUGAGUAAGAAUGGAAGCAAUGGCAGUUGUGGCAUGCAGGAACUUGGACUAGACCUUUCCAAGAAAAGCCCCUCGGGGAGCACAGCCACUGAAGAAGUAAGUCCCAGCAGCAUCCCACAAGAAUCACCUCAGUCUGCCUCAGAAUCCACAGCCAAUAGUGCCUCAUUUGAUGAGAACACCAACACGCAGAACCUCACUGCUGGAGAGCCCAUGGAGCUGGGCAGAGGAGAAUGCGAAAAAAUCCAACCACCUCUGGAUGUUGAAAAGCGUAAAAGUUCCCGGCAGGUCGCCCGGCAGAGGAGGCAACCCAAGAGUGAAGGCAACAAGAGGGAAGAUGCAAAACGAGGAAUUUUACCCAACAGUGUUGUCAAAAGAUUGAAAGUGGUUGGGGAGAGGCUCCCUGGUGGAGGAAAUGGCAAUUCCGAAGUAUCCUUCCAGUGGAAAGAUGAUGAGGAAGGUUUAGAAAACGGACAGGAGCAAAGUGAAGAGAGUGGACAGAGCGAGUGUGAAGGUGGGCAGAAUAGCACCAAUUACGUCUUCCGACAGGAAGGCUUUGAACCUGCCCUUGGUGACAACCUUUAUGUUUGCAUCCCCUGUGGUAAAGGCUUCCCGAGCUCUGAGGAACUGAAUGCCCACGUGGAGACCCACACAGAGGAAGAGUUGUACAUCAAAGAGGAGGAGGAUGAUUCCUAUCCAAAGGAAGAUGAAGUAGAAGCGGAAGAUUUGUCUUCACAAGUAACCCAUGUCCUUGGCACCGAGUCACGUCGCUUCAGCUGCUCGGUCUGCAACAAGAGCUACAAAGAUCCAGCCACUCUUCGACAACACGAGAAGACCCACUGGCUCACCCGUCCCUUCCCCUGCAACAUCUGCGGCAAGAUGUUCACCCAACGUGGCACCAUGACCCGCCACAUGCGCAGCCACCUGGGGCUGAAGCCAUUCGCCUGCGACGAGUGCGGCAUGCGCUUUACCCGCCAGUACCGGCUCACGGAGCACAUGCGGGUUCACUCAGGUGAGAAGCCGUACGAAUGUCAGCUAUGUGGGGGUAAAUUUACCCAACAGCGUAACCUCAUUAGCCACCUACGAAUGCAUACCUCCCCUUCAUAAGCCAAAGACACCUUGAACAGUAGACCCUCAGCAAAAAGAGUCAAUGCACACAUCUUCCUUUUGAAGUACACUGCAAGGAGCCGAUAACCCAAAGCAGGGUUCUCUUCUGCUGUUAAUUACAGAAGGAGCCUUUCAAACAAUAAGCCCCAACAAUGGAAAGAAUAAACUAAUCUGUAUGAGUUUAUGGGCAUAUGAUUUUUACUUUUUAUUUUGUAUGAAUUUAGCUGUGAAUGAAAAACAGAGGUA